GGACAUUUUCCCAGAAAGUUAAAGGAUCUGGAAAAUCAAUAUUUGAAUAUUAAAAUUCAGGUUUUGCAACGACCAGAAUAUAUUUUCAGCACAGACGUGACAGAGACAGACAGCAGAGCAGACCUGAAGACAGACGAACAACAAUGCAGUGGAGUCUGUUUCUGCUCCUCCUGAUGGGUUCAUGUCCCUUCUUUGCAUGUCAAAAUUAUGAAUACCACUAUAUAGAUCAGAACAUGACCUGGGAUGAAGCCCAGAGGUUCUGUAGAGAGAAUUACACAGACCUGGCUAUGGUGUAUGACACGACGGACAUGGAAAGACUCCGUAACUCCAAAGGAACUCAAGGCCCGUCCAUAAAUCAAGAGGAAGCCUGGAUCGGACUUUACUCUGAACCAGGCAUAGAAAAUAUGACAUGGCACUGGUCUCUGCCUGGAACAGAGUAUGAUGGCAUUAAAUGUGGAACAGAACAACCAGAUAAAGGAUAUCAGUUCUGUCAGGUGAUAAAAAACAAUAAUGAAUGGAAAAAUGUUACCUCUAAUAAUACCUGCAGAUUUAUCUGUUAUAAAGGGAGUAAUCAACCUGAUACAUAUUACUUCAGUAGAGAAACAAAGACUUGGCCAGAGGCUCAAAAAUACUGCAGAGAGAAUUUCAAAGACCUGGUCAGUGGAUUCAGUCUAUUUAAUGACAGCAGCCUUACAGGUGGGAUUAACUCCAUACUCCAGAAUCUUUUUCCCAACCAGUGUUGUUUCAUCGGCCUGUUUAGAGACAACUGGAAAUGGUCCAGUGGAAGCAGCUUCUCUUUCAGAUACUGGGACACCAACUAUGUGUACAAUGAUCCAAAUGCCCAGAAAUGUGCUGUGACUGCAUUGAAGGAGGACGGGAGAUGGAAGAAGUCUGACUGUAGUGAGAAGAAACCUUUUUUCUGCUAUGAUGAUAAAAUGAUCCUGAUCAAAGAAAAGAAGACAUGGAAGGAGGCCUUAGAUUACUGCAGAGAGAAUCACAUGGACCUGGUCUCCAUCACUAACCAUCACCAGCAGAAUAUGGUCCAGAAACGAGCACAAAACGCCUCGACUAGUUUUGUUUGGCUUGGACUGCUCUACCGCUGCCCUCUGGAUAUGUGGUUCUGGGUCAGCGACCAGGUGGUUUGCUAUGACAACUGGAAUUCAUAUGCAAAGAAUGACAACUGUGGCUAUGCUGGAGCCAUGGACAGAGACGGUGGAAAUAAGUGGUACAGUGAGCCAGAAAAUAAUAUGUAUAAUUUCAUCUGUGCUGCGAAGUUCUGAAAUGAACAUUUACUCAUUCAUACACUGUACUGACUUCAUCUCAUUAGAGUGAACUUGCCAAAUAUUGUAUACUCAAUUUUCCUAAAGGCAACGAGCUUCCAGCCUGUUUACAUGAAAGAUUAGGUCCUGAUGUAAUGAAGCAACACCAAAGUUCUUUCUUAAAAAAGACAUCCAGAUGCCCGUAUGCCCGAUGGCCAAUUCAUUUAUUAGCUUUUACUUACUUUGAUUCUUUAUGUACGUGCAUGGUGACGUCACAUCCUGUUUUCUAAACAGUCAGUGUUGAACACAGCAGUGCAAAUAAAAAGCUCCAUUUUGGCUUCACAGCGAGAGAAGUUUGUGUACGAUGUCUCUCCGAUCAUCGGUACGUCAGGGAUAGAGGAUGGAGGAAGUCAGUAAAUAACAAAAACUCUAUAAAUGCCACAAUAAUUACUUACUGUAUGAUUGUAAACACCUACAUAUUAAAAUAUUAAAUUAGCCAUCAGUCUAAACUAAUGAGAAUGAUUUAUGUUAUUAUAAUUUAUCUAUAGAAUAGAAAAACUUUAUUAAUCCCUUUGGAGAGUCCUCAGGGAAAUUUGGGUAAUCUAGUUUAUUAGUUUUAUGUAGUUUUAAAGUCUAGUUUAUCCAUUAAAUUGUUUUAGCUGUACUUUUAUUUUUUAAAAACCUACAAUGGCUGUUUUACUGAAUUUUCAAUGAGACGCAAACAUCCUUGUCGACUAAUCUGGCCUGUUGAGUUGAUGUGAGCUGAUCUCAGGGUAGAGUGUAGGGUAGGGUAAUAGUAGUAAUUAGUUCAAAACUAUAUUUAAUAGUGUUCAACACGAUGCAUUGGUCAUUAGAAUGAGAGGAUCUCCUGUAGUUUGAAUAUGACCACAAAAACCUGAACCUAGCAGACAGAUAAAAAUCACUUUCCCAAAAUUUAGCAUCGGAGCUACAACAGCUCCACAUUUUCUAAAGAGUGGUUAGUACCUGAUAGUACCUGAUAGUACCUGAUAGUACCUGAUAGUACCUGAUAGUACCUGAUAGUACCUGCCUGCAGCAUUUAGGGACUCCCAAGACUGAUGUCUGUGUCACCUUGUAUCACCUUCCUUUUCCUCCUCUUCCUCAUCAUAAUUUAAUUACAUGUUGUUUGACUCUUGGAUGUUUAGGGAGGUUUGUGGUGUUGCUGCAGUAAUGCUACACACACACACACAUCAUCAUCUUUGCUGUUCAGCUUCACACGUGAUGCUACGGACUGAGCGAGUGAUCAACACGCUGCUGUGCCGCUAUGCUGCGACUUAUUUCACAUAUGACUAGCAGGCAGAAUAAAAACUGGUUCCUACCAGCUGGGUAUGAUUUAGACAAGAUCCUGAUAACAUAGUUACUUUCCACUUUAUUCUAAUUCCUGAUCAACUAUUUACCCCAAAUUACUAAAAUAUUGAUCUUAACAUGAAAAUCGAUUAAAAGCUGAUAUCAGAGGUAUCGAUAUUUCAGUAUAGAUCUGCACAUCACUAAAGGAAACUCAGAAAACAAAUCAAUCUACAAGUUUUGUUAAUCUUUAUUAGAUUAAAUAAUUUGAAUAGAUUUAAAUUGAUUAAUUGAUUUAUUUAACCCAGCUCUAAGGAAGGAACGCUCCUUUCUAAUAAUAUGUAGGAGUUGAUGACAUGAGUGUUAAGGAGGAAAUUGUAAUACAAGAAAAGCUGAAGUUUAACUCCUAAAAGGUGUUAAAUUUUCUCUCUACUUUCACAUGGACACUUAAAUUCACAGAGAAUCUAAACUGAAAGUCAGAAUUUGAAGUGAUGACGGUGUCUUUCAUCUUAUUUAUUUAAAUGAAUGUCUAAACAUGAGAAUGGGCGUGGUAUUAUAAGAUCAAGUAGCAUCAUGGUUAAGGAAGCUGUUCAACACAAUAUGUAAAGUAACCCGUGUUGUCCUGGUACAGUGACCGUAGCCCUUUGCUCUGUAAUGUUUCCUCUUUUAUUUUACAUUUUAGUUAGAGACAGAUUAUCUCAACUGUUGCCUUUUAUCGUAAACCGACUGUUUUGUCUGCAGUUAAGCCUCUAUAUAUACACCUGUAUAAUCAGCAGCACCCACUGACUUCAUUUUCAUUUCAUUCAUUUAGAAUUUCACUGCUUACAAAAGAAAGGAUGUAACUCUGUGAAAUAUUUCUGUUUCCUCUAAUGUAUCCAAGUGUGUUUAUUGUGUUACAGAUUACUGUGUGUAGAGUUUAGCACAAAGUGAAACUAUGUAGUUUGCUAAUCCGGGUUGAGGUUUUACUUCUUCAGAUUAAAGUUUUUACUAACUGUUACUUAUUUUUAUUAAUGUUCAACUUAUUUAAGAAAAAAAUUAAAAAAAGGAAUAGUAAUUACAAUAAACUCUUUUAAUUUAUGUACACACACAUUGUACUGUGUUUCAAACAGUUUGUGGUCCUUUUUAAAUGUUUUGUUUUUAAUUUUCAUUCUUUAUUAAUCUUAUUUAAUUUUCUUUUUUAAUUUAAUUUUAAACAGAUGACCGAUUAUUUUAAUUAGAUUGAUGGAGCAUUUUAAAGUUUGCAUUAUAGUUUUGUUUAGGGUCUAUAGUGUACAUUACAGUUUCUAAUUAAUAAAAUUCUUUGU
Messenger RNA from Melanotaenia boesemani (Boeseman's rainbowfish), 3865 nucleotides. RefSeq names its product C-type mannose receptor 2-like. The record is from RefSeq and is a predicted model, not a curated record. The coding region runs from base 144 to 1280 and encodes 378 amino acids. Lineage: Eukaryota; Metazoa; Chordata; Actinopteri; Atheriniformes; Melanotaeniidae. The transcript is spliced from 5 exons.